AUGUCUUCGACUCGGGAAUCAUCCGCGACUCAGAAAUGCAGGAUCUCAAAAGCCUGUGAGGCAUGUCGUUCUCGGAAAUCUCGAUGCAAUGGAGCGACACCAUGCUCAAAGUGCAUCGAAAAACCUUGGGGCUGUGUAUACAGAGCGAAACCUCGUCAUCGCCCCAAAAAGACUCAGCUGGGCCAGGAGCCGAAUUCCCUACCAUCCGCAUCCGCCGCGCCAGUCUCGCACAUGUCGUCUCAGCCAAUGUGGGAGGGACUGAAAGAUCCCGCUUUAGCAUUUAGCAGUGUGACAGCAACACACCUGGCAUCCCCGGGUCUUAUGAUGCAAUUGUAUUAUGGACCAACAUCCCAUUUCUCCUUGAUGCAAACCAUCUAUCAGGAUCUCAUCCCAGGUUAUGGUCAGGGGCUAGCCGGUAUGCCAGCGACCGGAGUGGAAGAAGAAAAUACAGGAUUAGACAUGUUUAAAUUUCGUGACAUUUUCUUCGGAAUCUCUGACAGUGAUGCUCAUGCGGAGACUACAAGCUAUGGAAGAAAGCUUGCGUCACCAAUCUUUGUUCCAUAUCCAGUGGCUAAGGCUCUGCUGUUUCGAUUUUUGGAAACACUAUAUUAUCUGAUGCCAUUCCGGCCCCAAGAGGUUUACCAAAGAGACUUGUAUGAACUCUAUCAAUCGCCAUACGGACUUGCAAGAGGAGCUUCAGGGCAUCAGGUGUUGCUAAUGGCAAUCGCCAUCGCUGCACUCAACACUCAACAUUACCGCCUCGCGGACAUUUUGUUUGAGCUUGUAAACAGCCAAUUGGCAACUAUGACAGAGAUUGUCAAUCUCGAGAUGGUCCAGGCAUCACUCAUCAUGAUAAGUCUCGACUUGUUUCCCACCACGCUUGAUCAGACAUUGUUAACAUAA
Molecule: messenger RNA, 903 nt
Organism: Penicillium concentricum
Lineage: Eukaryota; Fungi; Ascomycota; Eurotiomycetes; Eurotiales; Aspergillaceae
Exons: 1
Coding region: 1-903 (300 amino acids)
Biological process (GO): positive regulation of transcription from RNA polymerase II promoter by galactose
Cellular component (GO): nucleus
Molecular function (GO): RNA polymerase II cis-regulatory region sequence-specific DNA binding; DNA-binding transcription factor activity, RNA polymerase II-specific; zinc ion binding
Source: RefSeq, a predicted model, not a curated record